This is a messenger RNA of Aspergillus terreus NIH2624, 1818 nucleotides long. RefSeq names its product sugar porter family MFS transporter. Gene Ontology annotation, cellular component: membrane. The record is from RefSeq and is a predicted model, not a curated record. The coding region runs from base 1 to 1818 and encodes 605 amino acids. The transcript has 2 exons. Lineage: Eukaryota; Fungi; Ascomycota; Eurotiomycetes; Eurotiales; Aspergillaceae. Gene Ontology annotation, biological process: transmembrane transport; carbohydrate transport. Gene Ontology annotation, molecular function: carbohydrate:proton symporter activity.
AUGUCGACACGGUCUAGUAACGAGAAGAAUGAUGAUCGGGUGCUCCCUACUUCCCAUCAUGUUCAGGACGCCCCCAGUACGUCGCCACCGUCCAUGACCAAAGAAGAACGCAUGCGGCACGAGCAUAAGCAAUCCAUGCCAGACACCAGGCUGUUGAGGUACUUUGGUUGGAUGGGUGAGCUGCCGGAAUGGAAAGUCCGUGGCAAACAUCUGGCUGGCCGAACAUUGAACUACUCCAUCGGCUUCAUUGCGAGCUGUGGGUUUUUGAUGUUUGGGUACGACCAGGGGGUAUUGAGCGCCCUACUCACCUUGGACUCUUUCCAGGAGGUUCUCUCUUUGAUGACUCCUCGGGAGAGAUCGAAUGACCUCUGCUGGAUUGACGGAGAUCGCAGCCGACCUCACCCGACGAACUGUAAGGGCGAUGCUAACACCCAAGCCGCCGGUGUUGCCAUCUAUCAGAUUGGGUGUUGGCUCGGAUCCCUUGUCAUCCUAGCCUACGGGGAGAAAUGGGGACGGAAAUCCUCCACGUUCUGGGGCUCUCUUAUCAUGAUCAUCGGCACCAUCAUGCAGGCGGCCAGUUUCGAGUAUGGCCUCUUUGUGGCUGGGCGUGUUGUGGGUGGAAUCGGGAAUGGAAUGGUCACCUCUACCAUCCCAACCUGGCAGAGUGAAUGCGCGCGGCCUCAUCAGCGGGGUGUUCUCAUCAUGUUAUCAGGAGCGCUGAUAUCCGGAGGUAUCAUGAUCGCAUACUGGGUUGACUAUGGCUUCUACUUCCUGGAAGGCUCCGUCCGCUGGCGUUUCCCGGUGAUGUUCCAGUCCUUUUUCACCAUCAUCGUCAUGAUUGGCCUCCUCUACCUUCCCGAGUCGCCGCGGUGGCUGAUCAUGAAGGGCCGGCACGCGGAAGCUCGCGAUGUGACCGCUCGGCUGUUGGGCCAGGAUGACAACCAUCCGGAGGUUGAAGAAGAACUGCGCAACGUGAACGAGGCGUUGGAGGCCCAGAGCAAAGGGGGCCCUUUCCGCUACCGGGAGCUUCUUACCAACGGCCCACAGCAGAACCUUCGCCGUGCAACGCUGGGAAUGGUUGCCCAGUUCUUCCAACAGAUCUGCGGUAUCAACCUUGUCACCUACUACGCUACGAUGAUCUUUGAAAAUUCACUAGGUUUUGGCCCAGCCAUGUCACGUCUGCUCGCGGCAUGUAAUGGGACGGAAUACUUCAUGGCCUCCCUGGUUGCAUUGCCGCUGAUCGAGCGAACUGGACGGCGUAACUUGAUGUUGUUGGGAGCUUUUGGAAUGAUGACAUCCAUGGCCGUCUUGGCUGGUACCGUGUCGACCGGGGCAGAGGGGGAGAACGGAGCUCCAAUAUUGGAGACGCGAUAUGGUGUUACAGCCACUGUGUUCCUCUUCGUGUUCAACUCCUUUUUUGCCAUUGGUUGGCUGGGCAUGACGUGGUUGUACCCUGCUGAGAUCACCAAUUUGCGCAUUCGCAUCCAGGCCAACGCGUUGUCGACUAGUUCAAACUGGAUGUCCAAUUUCUUGAUUGUUAUGAUCACGCCCCCAGCUUUCGCGAACCUGGGGUACCAAACCUAUAUCAUAUUUGCCGUGUUCAAUGCGGCUCUCAUUCCCUGUGUCUACUUCUUCUUCCCAGAGACGAAGGGACGGUCACUGGAGGAAAUGGAUGUCGUGUUUGCCAGUGCCCAUGCAGAGGGCCUCAACCCGGUGAAACAAAGUCUGAAGAUGCCCAGGCUGACGGGACAGGACUUGGACUCGCAGCUUGUCAAAUACUUUGGCUCCCAGAGUGAUACUGAAGCUCCUUCUUCGUAG